Messenger RNA from Acanthopagrus latus (yellowfin seabream), 7027 nucleotides. RefSeq names its product PDZ domain-containing protein 4-like. Lineage: Eukaryota; Metazoa; Chordata; Actinopteri; Spariformes; Sparidae. The record is from RefSeq and is a predicted model, not a curated record. The transcript is spliced from 8 exons. Gene Ontology annotation, molecular function: protein binding. Bases 2616 to 5408 code for a protein of 930 amino acids.
GUGUAGGAUCCAGGCAGAUUCGGCUGUAGUAGUAGUGCAGCGUACAGAUCAGCAGGCUGCCUCCACCACUGGGGAACAACCGCCUUUUGUGUUCCCCCCCUCCCCGCUGCAGUGGGGGAGUGCAUUUAACGUCGCGCCCGAAGGGGGGAGAGAGAAGCCAAGAAGUAUCCUCCAAUCAGCCGUUAGUGAUUCCUCUCAUCUUGUGAGGCUGCUGAUGGUGAUUUAUCACUGACCUGAGACAGGAGCCGCGCUCUGCUCAACACCAGCCACCUGGAAUACCCACCAUGGUUUUUUUUAUUUCUUAUUAUUUCUUUUCUUAAGCACAAACACCCUCCUGUGGAUAUUUCAACAAGAAUGGCCAGAGGACAAAAGGAGGAUUAAAAAAAAUGGACCCACUGACUGCCAGUCUCGACUUUUCCUUUUUCCCCCUGCUGCCGACUGAAGGAGGACUAACUUUUACGAGGAUUUAGAAGAAAAAACAGGCAUUUUUUUUUCAGAAUUAAUUGUCAUUUUGUGCCACAGACAGCAUGACAUGCAGCGGAUGAUCCCAGCCUCUCUACUCCAGUCAUCAUGUAGGAGAGGUGCUUGUGGUAGAUUAGAGGUAUACUGGGGAUAGGCAGGAAAUGGGGAUGGAGAGAGGGGGUGACAGGUGGAGCACACCUGCCUGCUGAGCACGUCUGACACCUCCAUGUUGCUGUAGCUCCAUCAGCAGAGUUGAACUGUAACGUUGCCCAAGUUAAGAUGCUUCUCACCGAGCGGAGAUAGCUUUGAGUGUGUGUCCUGUGUGUGUGUGUGUGUGUGUGUGUGUGCAGUUUGUGUUAGGAGCCAGAGUUUGGGAUUACGCCGCCUCUGGAAGGGAUACAGGUGUAGUGGAGCCUUGAAUGAGGAUUAGCAGCUCUAACACCUUGUCGCUGGCAGCAACACGGGGAGCGAUGGACCUUUUAGACAAGACCCGGGCCAAGUCCUCACUGAAGGAUUAAAGAUAAAGGUCUCACCAACAUAAUGAGACUUAAGAGGGCAAGCGAGGGGACAGCUGAGGAAAUUCUGCAGAGAUUUUUUUUUUUAGUUCUUCUUCUUAUUCAGGUUACUCUGGAGGGAAUGCAGACCGAGAGCUAAUCUUAGAGGAAGUGGGACAUUCACACCAAUAGACUGAGGCUGUUUCUAGUAGCUGGAUGAUUAUGAUAUUGAAAGCAUGAGAUUACAAGUUUGGGGCGUGCUUGAAAAUAUAAAGUAUAUCCACAGGCAGAUUAAAAUAAAGAAAAACCUGCUGUGUGAAAGGCAAACGCUGAUGGUGCUUGUGAUAAACAAUCUCGAUUUCCUCAACAACCCAAGCGAGCACAAAAUCCAAUUGAUCCCUGAGUUGGUUUGAUAUUGAUCUCAGCACACAGUCAGUAUGGACUCUUGUCUGAUCUCAGCUUAAGAGGUCACUUAUUUAAUUAUAAUCUGUCAUUCUGUCUCAGCCUCGAAGCCGACAGCCAGAGUGCUGAGUGUGCUGCGGCUCAGAGAAUCGAUGGUCUCGUACUCGUCGUGUGAUAUGUGACGACGGAUCAGAUCAACAGCGUCCACACUUUGAGGGCACGUUGUUUACAUGUCUCGUGUUAUUUGGAGAGGCAGCAUGAGAACUGACUCCUCCGCCGGCGGCAGUUCUGCUGACAGUUACAAGAAAUGUGGCAGCCAGUGUGUGUAGUCAGACUUGUAGAUGACAAAAAGAGGCACCUGUCUUGAUGCGGGUGCAGGUGUGUAUGUUAUAUAGGCUUGUAUUUCUGGCACACAGCUUAUCUUAGCCGCACAGCAGGCACCACCCAGGCUUCUCCAUUUAAAUUAGGAAAUACGUUAGUACCUUUGUGGAAAGACUUGAGCGGCGCUCUCAGGAGAAGUUGUCUCAGCAGCAACACUCAGCAACCCUUCAGCGAUCCUGGAAAGCAGAGGGCUCGGUAGGUGGUGAGCUCUGUGUGGUGAGCAGGAGAGGGGAACAGGACUGAGGCAAGCUGUUUGAUAGCUGCAUUGUUUUGUAUCUACUUUGACUCAAAGAGCAUCGCUGAAGGUGUGCUGCUCGGAGGUUUGCUGCUGGGAGAGGGAAAAACUGAGUUCAGCUGGAGUUCUGCUGGGAAAAGCAUCUUAAUACUGCAGUUUUGCAGAGGCAAGGUAAAGGAAGUAGACUGGAUUAUCCCAAGACAAGCAAUGUUUUCUGCCUAAUAUACCUGAUGACAUAAGCACAAACCAGCAGGACCCUUUAAACCUACUUUCUCCAAGAUUGCAGGCAAACUGGACAUUUUUUUCUCCCCUUUUGCGAUGGAGACAGAAACAAACACCCGUCCUCGCAGCUCUGAAACUAUCCCCGCGUUUGAAUUCACUCUGGAUUACAACACUUGAACUGCAAAGCGAGAAAGAGGAGAACAAGCGACACACCCAAGCAAACUGUGUUUCCAUCCUCAGCAGGGAUGUGCUGUUCUGAGGAGGAGGAGUAGUGUAGCAUACCACAACCCUGGUGAGCGAGGGUGGGGUUCCUCUCUCCCACCCGCCACAGACAAAGACCUUAAGAAAGAGAGUCCUGGAGUAAGAAGUGGUCAAGUCGGGGGGCAUUUGCGCAGCCCAGCGCCGGGUCAGAAGUCACAAUGGGGUGCAACAUGUGUGUGGUUCAAAAGCCCGAGGAACAAUACAGGGUCAUGUUCCAGAAGGGUCACAUAAACAACAUGUUGUGCUCUUUUGAAGCCGACGGUCGAUUAAAGGUGAAUGGGAAGGAGCUGACUCGCCUCUCUGGGGAUCCCACCCUGGACAUACGGGACCCCAUACUGUCCAACAUACUGAGGCGCGGGGCCCGCAGACGGGCGGGCCUAGCAGGAGCUCCUGCAGGGUUGGUGCCAGUGACCAUGGGCAUGGCCGACUGUGUGGACAGCUGCACUCAGACGGACAUCAGCUUCCAGCAUAUGUUGACUCUGGGCAAGAGCAGCCAGCAUCCCUGUGGAGCUCCACCCCCGCCCGACCCUCCGCCUUCCCCUCCACUCCCACCGCUUCUGGAGCCGUAUCUCUUCAAUGAACUCUUCAUGGAGCCUGUGUACUACGACCCCACUGACUACUUCGAUAUCACUCAGCAUGAGGUGGACAGACAGGAUGAGCUGGAAUAUGAGGAGGUGGAGUUGUAUAAGUCCCGGCAGCAGGAUAAACUCGGCCUGACAGUUUGUUACAGAACCGAUGACGAGGAGGACCUGGGGAUAUAUGUAGGAGAGGUGAACCCAAACAGCAUUGCCGCAAUCGACGGACGCAUCCGCAAAGGAGACAGAAUACUGCAGAUAAAUGGAGUGGACGUCCAGGACCGAGAGGAGGCGGUGGCUAUCCUCACCAGAGAGGACAGCACUAAUGUCUCCCUGCUCCUCGCACGGCCUGAGAUAGAGAAUGACAACCAGCUGGACCCAGAUGAACUGGACCUGGAGCCACUGGACAACGCUGUUCACCUGCCCAGCAGCCAGAGAUUGAAGAACAGCACCUCUUUCCUGGGUGCUGGACCGGGCAGUGUUGCGGCUGGGGGUGCAGGUAUCCAUGGUCGUUCCAUUAACAGGGAUUCACCUGAUUUGCUCCAGACGGUGCUGAGCAACAGCCAGGAACUGGACAGCGGGGUGGGCCGUACAGAUGAAAGCACACGCUACGAGGAGUCUUCAGAACACGACCUUCUGGGAGACGACCACACCAGUGCCUCCAACACAAACGCCACGAACACGCCUGGCAGUAUGCGCAAGUUUUUGUCCGGCCGAGGCGACACGCCACCCCUGCUGCACUCCCAGGACCUCCAGUUCAGCACUGACUCCCUCUUAGGGCUAGACUGCUAUAAUGGAGGAGGACUGGAUCAGGUGGAGCGAUUGGAGAGGGCCUACAUGGCCGAUCCUGCGAGGAUGAUGAUGCCUGGGUUGACCGAGGAGGAGUGCGAGAGGUACAAAGAGCUCCUGGAAAUCAAGUGUUACUAUGAGAAGAACAGUAAUGAGCUGAUGCUUCUGGGAGGUCAGGGGCCAGCACAGGAGGAAGGGGGUAUCUCACUGGAUGUGAACAGGAACGAGAGCCUGACGCAGCAUGAGAUGGCCCUUCUGGAAGAGGAACUGCGUCACCUGGAGUUCAAGUGUCGGAACAUCUUGAGGGCGCAGAAGAUGCAGCAGCUGCGGGAGCGUUGCCUGAAGGCUUGGCCUCUGGAGGACAAGAAUGGAGCAGGUUCAGGGGCUGGAGUAGGAGCUGGAUGCUUGGACAUGAACGGGUCUUUGGUCGGUGAGGAGCCAUGUCACCACGCCCUGUCAGAUAUCAAUGAGCUCCCAGAGAGGGAGCGCUCAGAUAAAGACAGUACGAGUGCCUACAACACUGGAGGGGAAAGUUGCAGGAGCACCCCUCUGGUCAAUGAACAGUACCCGUCACCCUCAACACAGAGCCUGGAGGGAGCAGAGCCUCUUCCCUCAAUGGGUGUACAGCCUCCAACGUCCACCGGGCGGAGAGACAGAGGAGCCAGGGCCGAAAGAGGGGACGGGAUCCAAGCAAACCUCAACCAGUCCUUCUCUCCUCGCACUCAAAGAAGAGGAGCUGAAGCCAAGACAUCCAGCCCCAGGGAGAAGGUUCGGUCCCUGUCCAGGGAUGCAGGAACCAGGCGUGGCUCAGAUGGAGGGGUGAGACGUAACCCCAAAGAGAGGUCUGGUGGGUGCAGUGCCGAGAACAGCCCUUACCUGUCCCGCCGCCAGACUGACACAAAGCCACCUCAGCGCUACCUGAGCUGCAUGCAACUGAGGUCUCCGUCCACCUCUGAGCGGCUCGGUGGACUCAGAGAGGGCUACAUGGAGGCCGCGGGUGACGCCAGCCCAAUGAGCUUGGGUAGCACAUGUAUAGAUGCUGCCCAGGCUCCAGGUGCUGUGCCUUUACCCUUGUCUCCUCCACUGCUGCCCGCCUCCCCUCGCAUGGAGUGGAAGGUGAAGAUCCGCAGCGACGGUUCACGCUACGUGGCCAAACGGCCCGUGAGGGAUCGCCUCCUGAAGGCACGCGCCAUGAAGAUCAGAGAGGAGCGCAGUGGCAUGACCACAGAUGACGAUGCUGUGAGUGAAAUGAAGAUGGGCCGUUACUGGAGCAAAGAGGAGCGCAAGCAGCAGCUGCUGAAGGCCCGGGAGCAGCGGCGGCGCAGGGAGUUCAUGAUGCAGAGCCGUCUGGACUGUCUGAGAGAGCGUGAGAGGGAGCAAGGUGGCAGUGGUGGAGGGCAGCAGGUCUCAACAAACCAGCAGGAAGCCACCACCAUCCUGGAGCUGUGCCACCGCAGGAGCCAGAAGAAGCGCAGCCGCAGAAUCCUGGACAACUGGAUCACCAUACAGGAGCUCCUGGCUCAUGGGACCAGGUCUGCUGAUGGGAAAAAGGUCUACAACCCCCUGCUGUCGGUCACCACAGUCUGAGAUUAGAUCAGACUGAGGGUGGCAGGCAGAUAAAGUGCCAAAGUGCUUUGAUAGGACCCCAAGGACGAACACAAGCUGCUUCCAGACACCUCGGCACAAAUAUUUGUCUGCAGGGAUGCAGCAACAAUCUGAAUCAAAAAGUCCAUGUUGGUAAUAUUAAUAAAAUACUAAUAUUAACAAGCACAAGGACUCCAACCUAAAAUGUUUAGAUGAAAAAAAGCCCAUGACAGACACUGCCAGGGUUUGUGUGUCCAUGAAGACAAUACAUCUUCACAAUAUUGUCAAACUGAGUUACAUUUCAGAAACGCAUUCCUCGAUCAGAAAUGAACCCGCACAAGAAAAACGCCUCCCCGUCAUAUUCACGAUGCUUUUUACCUCUAACAUGAGAAGAAUGUGACACUUAUACAAACCUGUACCAGCUUCCAAGAUUUUUUUUUAAAAUCUGGACACCACAGUAAAUGCACAAGACAAAAAAGGAAUCAGAGCACAGAUUAGCAUUUCUGAAACAUUCACAUUCAGAGGAGGCCAUUUAGAAAGUGCAUCACACUCGAGACCUGUCUUCUUACAUGAAGGAGAGGCGAAGUGAGGGAUGCAGUCCAGCCAUUAGAGUAGUAGUGCACAUCUUAAGAAGUCAUCUCUGCAGGCCUCUGCCUUUUUAUGAACAGGAUAGAGGAAAAUCACAAAGAAUCAUGCAGCUGUGAAAACACUGAGAAAAAGCCACUUCUGUGCCAUACAACUGUAUAUUUAGGACAUUUUUGAAAGAAACAUUUUGUGCCAGUUGCUGUUGAAUCUUUUUUUUUUUUUCAGUCUUACCGUGUUCAUGUACAAAUGCUCCUUUGUUUUUGACAAAGGAAAUGCAACGUCAGUGUCAGACCACAGACUUUUUGCUUUUUUGAUAACAAGGAGCUGAGCGGUGCCUUCCCUUCAGGCAGACUUGACUGUAUAGCACAAUUUUCAAAGCGAUACAAAAAAAAAAAAAAGGCUGAGCAGUCGACGUGGCUUACUGGUUUUUAAUGACAGGCACAUCGUGACAUACAAGCACAGAAAACAUUUGAUAUUGUGGUGUGAGCCGAUAUCAAGUCCCUUUUUCCUCCAGUUGCUAUUUCCAAACAUCCUGCUUUUUCCUGACCGAUGAGCUCUGGUAAAUAUGCAAUAUCAUUUUCGGUGUUGACAGAAAAAUGCUGUCAGUUGGGUUUGCGGCUACAUCCACUGGGGAUUUCUUUUCAAUGUUUCUUGUCAUUCCUGUCAGAUGUGUCAUUUCAAGACUGGAUUUAGUUGGUUUUUUUAAUUCUGUGCUCUCUGAAUAACUCACCAGUGACCAUAACAGCCAAGAAAUGGGGUGAUUCAUUUACUGAACAAAGAAGCUAAUUCUUCAUUUGGCUUACAUGCAUGUUUGAUAUUGAGACAAAGAUUUGUUUUGUUUUUUUCUUCCGUGUACUUAAAGACUAAAAAAGCCUUUAACAUACUGUAAUUGUGGCUGUGUCUUUCUAUGAACUUGCUUAAAAAAAAAAUUCUAGCAUAGAAAAAAAGAAAACAUGGUGUACUUGUUGAAUAUUGUGACGUCCCAGUGUCUGCCAUUUCACGGUGAAAGCUUUUCUAAAUAAAUGCUGUGAUCAUGA